AGAUAAUAAUUCAAGUUAAUAUAAAUAAUUUUAUUUGUGGUUUUCUCCAAACAAUUCCGCGAUUACGGGUUGUUUUUUUGGUGUCCUUCAUCGCCCGCUCGCAAAUCCAUGGCUUGAUCCAAUCCCAGAAAACGUCCACCUUUUUCUUGAGUUUUCGUUUUGAAUAUGCACCGUUCAAAUUUUGGGGUUUUCGCCGCCGUCGGGUCCCUUUUCCGUUUUGUUUUGUUUGAAUUCGCAGAUUCACAGGGUUUUCUCUGAUUUCAGAUCUGGGUUCUUUCUUGGAUGCGAUUUCGCUGCUAAAGUUUUGCAAAGAUGUUUUGGCGUAUGACUGGAUUGUCAACUGCGUCUCCUAUUGAUACAAUUCUAGAUAAGGAUAAUUUUACAUUGGAGGAGCUUCUUGAUGAGGAUGAAAUUAUUCAGGAAUGCAAAUCCCUCAAUGGACGGCUUAUAAACUUUUUGCGGGAUAAGGCUCAGGUUGAACAACUUAUACAAUAUAUUGUUGUAGAACCUCCACAAAAUGCUGAUAAGAAGCAAAUUUUCAAGUUUCCUUCAAUUGCAUGUGAGAUAUUUACAUGUGAGGUUGAUAUCAUACUAAAAACAUUAGUAGAAGAUGAGGGAUUAAUGAACUUGCUAUUUUCCUUUUUGAAUAAAAAUCACUCUCAUAGCACCCAGCUGGCAGGGUACUUCAGCAGGGUUGUCAUUUGUCUGCUGUUGCGGAAGACAUCGUCAUUCAUGCAGUAUAUUAAGGGUCAUCAGGAAAUUGUUGAGAUGCUAGUUGACCUGAUUGGUAUAACUUCCAUAAUGGAGGUUUUAAUACGUUUGAUCGGUGCUGAUGAGCAUAUGUACACUAACUACAUGGAGUCAAUGCAAUGGAUAGAGAAUACAAAUAUAUUGGAGUUGAUUGUGGACAAGUUCAGCACAACAGACUCUACUGAGGUGCAUGCAAAUGCAGCUGAAACCUUAUGUGCUAUAACACGAUUUGCUCCUCCUGGUCUUGCUGCCAAAAUUACAAGCCCAAAUUUCAUGGGAAGAUUAUUUCGUCAUGCUUUGGAAGACUCAAGACCAAAAUCUGUUUUGGUCAAUUCUUUGUCUGUCUAUAUAUCUUUGUUAGAUCCCAAGAGGCUAACAUUGGGUGUAUAUCGUACGUACAACCACCAAGUCUCUCCAGGUUCAACAAUAUCUGCAAACCCUAAGACAGUUGAAGGCAUGCUGGAGAAUUUAGGUAAUUUGCUGAAGCUCUUGGACAUUUCAUCAUCAGAGUCAACCUUAUUAACAACUUAUGGAAAGUUACAGCCCCCGCUUGGGAAACACCGUUUGAAGAUUGUAGAGCUUAUUUCAGUCUUGCUGAUGGUUGGAAGUGAAGCUGCUGAAAAGGAAUUGAUUCAACUGGGUUCUGUGCAAAGAAUUCUGAACUUAUUCUUUGAGUAUCCAUACAACAAUUUCUUACAUCAUCUUGUGGAGAACAUAAUAUUGUCAUGCUUAGAGAGCAAAAAUGUUCCACUUGUUGAAAAUCUUCUUCGUGAAUGUAACCUUUUGGGAAAAAUACUUGAAGCCGAAAAGAAUUGCAUGUUAGCUUCUGAUCCAAAUAUGCCAACAGUUAGUGCUGAAGGUAGAGCACCACCAAAGAUGGGGAAUAUUGGUCACUUGACUCGUAUAUCUAACAAACUUGUUCAGCUCGGAAAUAGCAAUGGCGAAAUUCAGGCAUAUCUGCAGGAAAAUAGUGAAUGGGUUGAUUGGCAGAAGAAUGUUCUAUCAAAGCGUAAUGCUAUUGAAAAUGUUUACCAGUGGGCUUGUGGGAGGCCGACUACAUUACAAGACAGGAGAGAUAGUGAUGAUGAUUACCAGGAUAGGGAUUAUGAUGUUACAGCUUUGGCAAAUAACUUAAGUCAGGCAUUUCGAUAUGGCAUUUAUAAUAAUGAUGAUAUGGAUGAGGUACAUGGCUCACUUGAACGUGAUGAUGAGGAUGUUUACUUUGAUGAUGAAUCUGCUGAGGUUGUAAUAUCUUCUUUACGCCUAGGUGAUGACCAAGAAAGUGGUUCUCUUUUCACAAAUUCCAACUGGUUUGCGUUUGAAGAUGACAGGGUUUCAGGUGAACAUUCAACUGGUGCUUUGCCUUGUGCAUCACCUAAUACUGAUGAAGCUGAUGUUGUCAAUGGUAAUGGUGAAGAUGAUAAGAAGGUGGUUCGAAAAGAUAAUGACUUGGAUGAUACGGCAACAUCCUCUCCGCUACCUGAUGCAAAAUUAGAAGUUAGCUCUGCUGAUCUGUCUGACAAUUCUAAGGAAGCUGUACCCAAUGCAAAUGAUAAACUACCUUCUUGGGUUGAAUGGAGAGAUAUCUCAGAUGGCGCCGGAGCAUCUCUUUCUGAUGGAUAUGCUACUGUACGAAAUGGUGAACUGCAAGUGAAACUGGAGGAUACAGGCAGUGGUCAUGACCCGGAUGAUAUUACCAAACCUUCUCCAUCAUCAUCCUUGGACAAUACAAGUGAAACUGCCUCGGAGCCAAAAAAUGAAAACCUUGGUUCAAGCCCCCAAUCCAGUGAUGUCAGUCCAAGUCCACCAGUUAUUGAGGAUGAUGAGACAGCCUCGGGAACAGGGUCUGCCUCUGAGGCUGCUGAAGAGGUGACGGCGGCGAAGGAGACAGUGAACUAAAUGUAUAUUCCAAAAAAAAUGGUUUAGUGGAUCUACUCAUUCCGUGGCGACAUUGAUCUGAUGAGAGCUAUGGAAACUGCUUGGUUGACAUUGAAGGAUGCAGCUGUUUUCACAUGACCAUCGACGCAAUCCUUAACCGGGAAUUGUUGUUGUUGGUUGGAGUUGAUGAUUCUUUAUCCCCCACCCAUGCAAAGUUUAUGUAUUUUGGCAGAUUCGAGAGCAGCAGGUAAAUGCAACAUUUGAUCUGCUGUAUAGGUUCUUCUUGUGAAUUCAAUCAGGAAAAUGUUUAGUUCAAGAUAAAAAAAAA
Hibiscus syriacus is the source of this 2956-nucleotide messenger RNA. RefSeq names its product serine/threonine-protein phosphatase 6 regulatory subunit 3-like. The transcript has 19 exons. NCBI's taxonomy places the organism in Eukaryota, Viridiplantae, Streptophyta, Magnoliopsida, Malvales, Malvaceae. Gene Ontology annotation, molecular function: protein phosphatase regulator activity; protein phosphatase binding. Bases 313 to 2649 code for a protein of 778 amino acids. The record is from RefSeq and is a predicted model, not a curated record.